Molecule: messenger RNA, 1629 nt
Organism: Striga hermonthica
Lineage: Eukaryota; Viridiplantae; Streptophyta; Magnoliopsida; Lamiales; Orobanchaceae
Source: the annotation of a GenBank genome assembly
AUGGCGCUAGCUCUACCAAACACCGCCGCCGCCUUGUCGUCCAAAUCCUUCACUCGAAACCGAGCCAUCCGCCUCCCCGCCCCCGGCCCCGUCGUCCAUCGCGUCUCAUUCCCCCUCGGACCCUCCGCCCGCCGCCACCGCCACCGCCACCUCCGCAUCUCGGCCGUCCACGCGGCCGAGCCCGCCAAAACCCCCGCCUCCGCCGCCACCAAGACGGACGCCCACGCCCCACUCGUGUCUCUGCUGGCCCCGACGCCCGUCGGCGCCAGGUGGGCCCCGGGCACCUGGAAGACCAAGAAGGCCCUGCAGCUCCCGGAGUACCCGGACGAGGCCGAGCUCGAGUCCGUGCUGACGAAGAUGGAGGCUUACCCUCCAUUGGUGUUCGCCGGCGAGGUCCGCAGCCUGGAGGAGCGGCUGGCGGAGGCGGCGCUCGGGAAAGCCUUCCUCUUGCAGGGCGGUGAUUGCGCCGAGAGCUUCAAGGAAUUCAGCGCCAACUAUAUUCGGGACACAUUCAGAAUUCUGCUCCAGAUGAGCGUCGUCCUCUCCUUCGGCGGCCAAUUGCCUGUAAUUAAGGUUGGGAGAAUGGCCGGGCAAUUUGCCAAACCAAGAUCGGACCCUUUCGAAGAAAGGGAUGGAGUGAAACUUCCCAGUUAUAAGGGAGAUAACAUAAAUGGAGAUUCUUUUGAUGAGAAAUCAAGAGUCCCUAAUCCUCAAAGGUUGAUACGGGCCUAUUGCCAGUCUGCAUCGACCCUCAACCUUCUUCGGGCCUUUGCUACCGGAGGUUAUGCGGCAAUGCAGAGGGUCACUCAUUGGAAUCUUGAUUUUGUCGAGAACAGCGAGCAAGGAGACAGGUAUCAAGAACUGGCCCACAGGGUCGAUGAGGCCCUGGGAUUCAUGGAGGCUGCUGGGCUCACGAUCGACCACCCAAUUAUGGCCACCACUGAUUUCUGGACUUCACAUGAGUGUCUGUUGCUUCCUUACGAACAAGCCCUCACCCGUAAGGACUCGACUUCCGGGUUAUAUUAUGGCUGCUCGGCCCACAUGCUUUGGGUUGGCGAGCGCACUAGGCAGCUCGAUGGCGCACACGUCGAGUUCUUGAGAGGGAUAGCUAAUCCUCUUGGUAUCAAGGUGAGCCAAAAGAUGGACCCUAAUGAACUCACAAAACUGAUUGACAUCUUAAAUCCUACUAACAAGCCGGGGAGAAUCACGGUCAUAGUCAGAAUGGGUGCCGAGAACACGAGAGUUAAGCUUCCUCAUUUGAUCAGAGCCGUCCGUAGAGCUGGCCAAAUUGUGACCUGGGUGUGUGAUCCCAUGCAUGGAAACACGAUCAAGGCACCCUGUGGACUCAAAACCCGUGCUUUUGAUUCAAUCUUGGCUGAAGUGAGAGCUUUCUUUGACGUGCACGAGCAAGAAGGCAGCAACCCUGGUGGGAUUCAUCUCGAGAUGACGGGACAAAACGUGACUGAAUGCAUAGGAGGAUCAAGAACCGUGACAUUUGAUGAUCUCAGCUCACGCUACCACACCCAUUGUGACCCGAGGCUGAAUGCUUCGCAAUCUCUCGAGCUCGCGUUUAUUGUUGCCGAGAGGUUAAGGAAGAAAAGGAUGUCCUCUCAACGCUUGAUCUCUUAA